Messenger RNA from Rotaria sp. Silwood2, 1023 nucleotides. Lineage: Eukaryota; Metazoa; Rotifera; Eurotatoria; Philodinida; Philodinidae. The record is from the annotation of a GenBank genome assembly.
AUGAAGAAUAAAAGUAAUAGCAGCGGCAUUGACACGUCGAAUAAAUUGAAUACUGAAGAAUGUUCAAUAAAUGAAUUAAAAUCACAAAUAGCUCAGAUAUUUUCAUUAUCAAAUAAUUCAUUUGAUGUAUAUUGUCAAGGUGUACAAUUAAUUGGGGAUGAUAAAAAUCUAAAUGAUUACGAAAUUGAAAAUGAAGAUAAUUUAUUAAUUGUACCGAAAGUUCAAUUACCGAAUGAAUCCUGUAUGAUAAAUUCAGCUGGAUUACUAAGUAAAAAUGAACUUCAUCAAAGUUCAAAAACAAUUGAAAAAUCAGCUACACCCAAUGAAUUUCAUCGACUUUAUUGGCUAAUGAAAACACCAGAUUUUUGGCGACGAAUAACUCAAGUGUUACCUGAAUUAUUACUUGAUUCAAGUGCAUUAGGCCUAUGUGAAGAUUCAGUACUCUUCUGUCAAAAUUACAAUGUUAAACGUCUUACUGAAAUUGUGGAAGCUAAUCCAUUAUUAUAUAAAGCAGUUAUUCAAGUACUUAAAGAAUGGACAUCAAGUAAUAAUCCAACAAAUUCUAAUGAUGUACAAUUAUCACCAGCUGCAUACUUUUUAAAUGGUAGUCCUCAUUUAAUAGAACCAGUUGCACCACGUCAACCAACAUUUAAUAUCAUGCCUCGUCGUAUAACAAAUGAAGAUUUUUAUCGUGCACUUGAACAAACAAAUCGAUCGACUACGGCUACUACAACUAAUAAUUCUCGUCCAUCGAAUAUUCCACUUCAACAAACAUCAAGAACAUCAAAUCGUCGUAAUAUAAUUAGUAUGGAUCAAUUACGAAAUGUCUUACAAAGAACUUCAACAACAUCAGAAACAAAUCCAUCAACACCAAUGGAAAGUUCUGGAAAUGAACCAACAAAUGCACAAGCACUUCUUGAUCAAAUGUAUGCUAUGGGUCUAACUGAUCAAACAGCGAAUCGACAAGCACUUGAAGCAACAAAUUGGGAUUUAAAAGCAGCACUUGAUUUAUUACUUGGAUAA